Trichosurus vulpecula (common brushtail) is the source of this 4872-nucleotide messenger RNA. RefSeq names its product SEC14 like lipid binding 1 (gene SEC14L1). Gene Ontology annotation, biological process: negative regulation of RIG-I signaling pathway. NCBI's taxonomy places the organism in Eukaryota, Metazoa, Chordata, Mammalia, Diprotodontia, Phalangeridae. Gene Ontology annotation, molecular function: RIG-I binding. The record is from RefSeq and is a predicted model, not a curated record. Gene Ontology annotation, cellular component: cytosol; cytoplasm. The transcript has 16 exons. Bases 250 to 2388 code for a protein of 712 amino acids.
UCCGUCCCUUCUCUUCCCUUCUCCCUGUACCUCCUCCCCCUCCCCAGCCCACCCCCCGGAACCAGCGGUCGGAGGAGCUGCCUCAGCAGUAGCGGUCGCGUUAGAAGCAGAAGCUACACUAGGAGAGCAGCGGCGGCAGCAGCGACUCCAACACCGCGGGAGCCGCCGGGAUGAGCGCCUCCCGCCGCCCUCUGCUCCGAACCCGGCCUUUCUGACAGGAGGUUUGAAGAUUGCUAAAACAUUACAAUCAUGGUGCAAAAAUAUCAAUCCCCGGUGCGGGUGUAUAAACACCCCUUUGAGUUAAUAAUGGCUGCCUAUGAAAGGAGAUUUCCUACGUGUCCUCUGAUUCCAAUGUUUGUACACAGUGACACUGUGAAUGAAUAUAAGAGUGAUGAUGGGGCUAUUCACGUUAUUGAACGACGCUGUAAACUGGACAUAGAUGCACCUAGACUAUUGAAAAAGAUUGCAGGAGUUGAUUAUGUUUACUUUGUUCAGAAAAAUUCAUUAAACCGCCGGGAACGGACCUUGCAUAUAGAGGCUUAUAAUGAAACAUUUUCCAACCGGGUCAUCAUUAACGAAUACUGCUGUUACACAGUUCACCCUGACAACGAAGACUGGACCUGCUUUGAACAGUCUGCAAGUCUGGAUAUUAAAUCUUUCUUUGGUUUUGAAAGCACUGUGGAAAAGAUUGCAAUGAAACAGUAUACCAGCAACAUUAAAAAAGGAAAAGAAAUCAUUGAAUACUACCUGCAUCAGUUAGAGGAAGAGGGCAUCACAUUUGUGCCCCGCUGGACUCCUCCAGUCUCAUGCUCCUCAAAGAAGACUUCAUCUUGCAGUAAACAAUCAGUGUCAGCUGCUAUUAGUAUACCCUCUACACCACCAAAGGAAGGAUUGAAUAAUGAAAUUCUUAAUUCCAACAGCUCAUCUGAGCUUGUGGUUGGGACACCUGAUGAUAAAUUAGAUGCAGACUACAUCAAGAGGUAUCUUGGUGAUUUGACUCCAUUACAGGAAAGCUGCCUGAUCAGGCUCCGACAGUGGCUCCAGGAAACCCAUAAGGGCAAAAUCCCCAAAGAUGAGCAUAUAUUGCGUUUCCUCCGUGCUCGUGACUUCAAUAUUGACAAAGCUAGAGAAAUCAUGUGUCAGUCAUUAACCUGGCGAAAGCAGCACCAAGUGGACUACAUUCUUGAUACAUGGAACCCUCCCCAAGUACUUCAAGAUUACUAUGCAGGAGGCUGGCAUCACCAUGACAAAGAUGGUCGUCCACUCUAUGUGCUUAGACUGGGACAGAUGGAUACCAAAGGUUUAGUUAGAGCACUUGGAGAAGAGGCUUUGCUGAGAUACGUUCUCUCAAUAAAUGAAGAAGGAUUAAGAAGAUGUGAAGAAAAUACAAAAGUGUUUGGCCGACCUAUCAGUUCGUGGACCUGUCUGGUAGAUUUGGAAGGAUUGAAUAUGAGGCAUUUAUGGAGACCUGGGGUGAAAGCACUACUCAGGAUCAUUGAAGUUGUUGAAGCCAAUUACCCUGAAACAUUGGGCCGCCUUCUGAUACUCCGCGCUCCAAGGGUCUUCCCUGUCCUGUGGACACUGGUUAGCCCAUUCAUUGAUGACAACACAAGAAAGAAGUUCCUUAUUUAUGCAGGCAAUGACUACCAGGGUCCAGGGGGCUUGUUGGAUUAUAUUGAUAAGGAAAUUAUCCCGGAUUUCCUGAGUGGAGAGUGUAUGUGUGAAGUGCCAGAGGGUGGGCUAGUUCCCAAAUCUCUGUACAGGACUGCGGAGGAAUUGGAAAAUGAAGACCUAAAACUCUGGACUGAAACCAUCUACCAGUCUGCAAGUGUUUUCAAGGAGCACCACAUGGAGAUUCUUAUUCAAAUUGUGGAUGCCUCCUCCGUGAUCACGUGGGAUUUUGAUGUGUGCAAAGGUGACAUUGUUUUUAACAUCUACCACUCCAAGAGAUCACCACAACCUCCUAAAAAGGACUCUGUGGGAGCUCACAGCAUUACUUCUCCAGUAGGAAAUAAUGUGCAAUUAAUAGACAAAAUGUGGCAGCUGGGACGAGACUAUAGUAUGGUGUCCCCACUCACUUGCAAAGAAGGAGAAAGUGUUCAGGGCUCACAUGUGACCAGAUGGCCAGGUUUCUACAUUCUACAGUGGAAAUUUCACAGCAUGCCAGCUUGUGCCACAACCAGCCUACCACGAGUGGAUGAUGUGCUGGCAUCACUGCAGGUUUCUUCCCACAAAUGUAAAGUGAUGUACUACACAGAAGUGAUUGGUUCCGAGGACUUCAGAGGUUCUAUGACCAGCCUGGAAUCAAGUCACAGUGGUUUCUCCCAGCUAAGUGCUGCCACAACCUCUUCCAACCAGUCUCACUCCAGUUCCCUGAUUUCCAGGUAGUGCAGCAGCACAAGUGAAAAAUGCGCAGAUGAAAUGAGAUGGCAGGACCUCUUCGGUGACAGCCAGCUGCACUACAGCAUACUCAACAGUGACAUUUGUGCAAAUCCCUCUCAGAUCCUCUUAGAUAGAAAAAUAGUGGUUCAGAUUUUAAAUGUAGUGAUUUUUGAACCUGAAACUAACUCAAAUAGGUAGUUUUAAUUCUAAACCUAACUUUAAACUCAGUAGCCAUAAAUUUUGUAUGCAGUGUGCACAAAAUCAAACUAAAGCACAAGGGCUCUUCUUGAAAAGAAUAGUUUGUAUACACUGAUUAAGAAGUAGACCAUUUAAAGUGUUGAUGCAAAAAAAUUUUUUUCCAACAAACUCUACCAUGGUGCAUUAGUGAAUGGAUUCCCAUGAGAGCCUUCAUCAAUUAGACAGUCUUUCUUCCUAUAUAGGACAGAAACCUUCCAGCUUGUCUCCCAUAAAUCCCAUCUUUGUUCUCAUGUUCUUUUCGCUGUUCUUUUGAAAUGUUCUACAUGUAAAAUGACAACUCACUGGACAUCUUUCCCUCCACGAAGCCCCUUGUUAAAUUUGGAAUAAUUCACAAACACCUCCAUUGGGAACUUCCAGCCCUGCUGUGGCUGACUUCAGGUGUUACUCAAUUUGAAAGGAGUUUAAAGGAGGCUGCCCAAACUUAAAGGAAGUUCUUCCAUUUGUAAAACUGCACUCUCUUUGCCCUUCUCUACAAUUUCCCAGCUCUCCAAAUUGGCAGUUGGAUUUUUCUGCUAGAAAGACAUUUGCUUUCAGUUUGAGCUUUCCCCUCCUCCUCUUGGAAAUUGUUCUUCAUAUCUGAGAUUCAUCUAAGUCUGGGCAUUAAGUACCCAAACUGUCUCCUGAACUUACUGUAGUAUCUCCUUGUAUCCCUGAUACCACAAUGCAUUCUUGAAGCUUAAUGUACUAAAACUAUGGUCAUCAGAACUUAAAUAUUUACUAACUAAAGGAGAUUUUAUUUGGAAAAUAGCAUGUCACCAGCAGCCAUUCCAUCUUGUAAUAUUUCGUGACAUUCCGGACUCACCAGCCUAAAUUUUGUGUUACCACCAUCAGCAUUUGCUGUUAAUUCAGCAGAGCAGUUUUUGUAGAAGUCCUGCUUUGUAAACAAGAACUAAAUCUUCCUUUUCUUUAUAACAGAAGCUUAGUUCACAUUACAACAAAGUCCUCCAUAGAAGGAAAUCAAAACAUGCAAUUAAUUUGCCUUUUACAUUUUUCCCUUAUAUUCCCGAGGACAAAAAAAAAACCAAAACCCUGCCUUUUCUUUAAUGUAAUCCGGUUACAGGAAAAGCAGGUGACUUUUAAAAGUGUGUCCUAAAUUGAAACUGGAGAAGCCUCAUUAAUGAAGAUGUUGAAUGCAUGCUUUUGUGUUUUUAGAAAUUGUGCCAAAACCUAAAAAGGCCAUUAUGUGUGUACCUAAUGUGCAUAUCAAUUCUGGACUGGAUCGUUUUAAAAACAAAGAAAAUUCCUUAAGGCAUCAAUUGGGCUUUGUGGCCAGAGAGCUUUGGCAAAGUGUGUGUGUGUGUGUAUGUAUAUGUAUGUCAGUGUUGUCUGUGUAUUGUGCCUGGGCCAAGGGGUGAGGGGAGGGAGGAACAAAUAGCAGAUGGCUGAGAAAAUCCAGCCUGUUGACACCAGUUAAUUAAGUUCUUCCAAAGCUAGUGUAUUCCCUGAAAGAGUUCUUUGGCUUUUAUGUUAAUUGCCUGCCUUUCUAGACCUUAGCUGUGUUGCCUUUCAUAGGAUGAGCUUAACAUUGGCACCAGAAUGUUGUUUUCAGAAAGCAUGAUAAGGGUUAUUUAAUUCAGCGGCAUUUGUGCUGCUUCCAGAUAGUGCUUCCUGUUUUCCAAGUUACAAGGACCUGAAGAUGGUCCUCUCUUUUCUUCUUUCUCUCCUUAUGUUUGUCUCAGAUGGCGAUUUUGCUGACAGCUGCAAAGAAAGUGCUUCACUCAACAACCUACAUCUGCCCAGAGAUGUUUGUAGAGUUCUUUGAAUUGUAGCCAUUUUAAGUUGGCUCAAAAGUGACAUGUCUUUUUUUUCCAGAAGAAUUUACUAUGUCUUUAAGAGCCCAAAGCCCCAUUACUACACAAAUGCUUACAGGGUUUAUUCAUGAGGAAACUAAGAAUUAAUUCUCUCUUGAAGAGAAUUGAUGUGACAAACAUAACCUGAUUAUGCAGUUCGCCUAUAUAAUUUUUGCUAUUUCGCCUCUUUUUUUUUUCCCCCAAAGUGUGAUACUAUUACUGCUCUCAUUCCACUUUCUUCUGGCACUGAUGAUUCUUUUGGCUUCUCCCCAGUAUUACUAGAAUCUUAGCCUACCCUUCUUCCUGAAUUCAUUAUUCACAUAUCGAAUUCUGUAAAUGAUUAUAAACAUAUUACCUCACUCUUGGUAAUAAGAUACUGAUAGUCUUUAAAAGAUUUUUUUUGUUAUCAAUAAUAAAUGUGAACUGUUUAAAGAAAAAAAAA